AUGGUGCCGACGACGCCCAUCUCGGCUUCAACGGCUGGCGACGAUGUGGAAAAAAUGAGGACGCUUUGCCACUUGGGCCUUCGCUACGACGAUCGGAACGGUUCGACGAUCGGCCAUGCCGAUGCCAAAACUGACACCAUCCAGCAAAAGAAUCCCGUCUUGAGAUUUCUAGUAAACCUGGAGAGUCGCAUUGACAGAUUUGCAAAAUUCGAGGCAAUGGGCGUUGAACGGGUGCCCGAGGACAAACGACAGCCGCCACAGAUUUUAAAUAUGGUCUUUUUCUGGUUCUCUGUUUUAUUCAGCCCAACAAUGAUCCAGAUUGGCAUCCUCGGUCCCAUUUUCGGCAUUUCAGUCAACACCUCAAUUGCUCUUACAACCUUUGCGACGCUUGCCGGAUCUACUGCACCCGCCUUUACCGCCACACUCUCCCCGCUGACGGGGUUGCGUCAGGUGGCGGUCUCGCGUUAUUCUUUGGGUCUCUGGGGCUCAAAGUUGGCCGCAAUUCUCAACGUCGUAAUCAAUGUGGGAUAUGCUACCAUUGCUGCCAUCUUAGGGGGGCAGCUUCUUCGCGCCGUGUCGGGAGGAAGCUUGGCCCUCGUGGUCGGCAUCGUCAUCAUCGUCGUCAUUGCGUUUGUGGUGUCGUUUUUUGGUUACGGAAUCAUUCAUCAUUACGAGCGCUAUGCCUGGUUCUUUGCGUUUGUCCUCAUGUGUGCGCUCUACGGACAGUCGGCCAAGUACUUGUCACCGACGCCCGAGCUUAGCCGUUACAGUGGCAUCGACCUGAGCGGAGCGUGCUUGAGCUACUUUUCCAUUGUUUUUGGAGUCUGCGUUUCGUGGUGCCCGAUCGCAGGAGAUUACUAUGUCCACUAUCCUGCGAAAACCAGCAAGUGGCUAGUGUUUGGAUUGACAUACGUUGGCUUGGUCGUUCCAACCAUAUUCGUCGGUAUUCUCGGCAACCUCUUUGGAGGCAUCGUCCUUACAAACAAGGCGCUUUCUGACGUACAUGAAACGAGUGGCACUGGUGGUCUGAUUCUUGCCGUCAUGUCACCACCAGACGUUUGGGCCAAGUUUGCUUGUGUGUUCUUCGCCCUGUCAUUCCUCGGUGACACGAUUGCAAAUAUCUACUCGAGCGCGCUGUGCAUGCAGCUUCUGGGCAAGCAAUUUGUGGCUGUUCCUCGUUUCGUCUGGUGCACAUUGCUUUGCCUGGUCACGUUUGCCCUUGCCUUUGGAGGCCGCAACGUGCUGGAGGAAAUCAUUAACAAUCUUUUGUCGAUGUUAGGAUACUGGACCCUGGCCUUUGCCGUCAUUCUAUUUGUCGAGCACUUUUACUUCCGACCAAAGAUUGGAGGCUACGACCUCGGCGCCUGGCAAGAUGCAAAGCGGCUGCCAUUGGGGUUGGCCGGGACUGGGUCACUGUUGAUUGGCAUUGGCUUCUCUUUCCUCAGCAUGUGCCAGACUUGGUACAUUGCGCCAAUUGCCAAAAAGAUUGGCAAGUCUGGAGGCGACUUGGGGGAUGAGCUUACUCUCGUUUCUGUCCUCAUUUCAUACCCUAUCCUGAGAACUCUGGAGCUGAGAUGGGUUGGCAGGUGA
Molecule: messenger RNA, 1590 nt
Organism: Ustilaginoidea virens
Lineage: Eukaryota; Fungi; Ascomycota; Sordariomycetes; Hypocreales; Clavicipitaceae
Exons: 4
Coding region: 1-1590 (529 amino acids)
Biological process (GO): transmembrane transport
Cellular component (GO): fungal-type vacuole membrane; plasma membrane
Molecular function (GO): transmembrane transporter activity
Source: RefSeq, a predicted model, not a curated record